AUGGCUAAAGAAACAAAACUUUACGAAACCUUGGGCGUUGAUCCUUCUGCUUCUCCUAGCGAUUUGAAGAAAGCCUAUCGUAAAUUGGCCUUAAAGUAUCACCCUGAUAAGAACCCUAAUGCCGGUGAUAAAUUCAAGGAAAUUAGCCGUGCUUAUGAAAUUCUCUCUGAUGAGGACAAACGCUCUACCUACGAUCGCUUCGGUGAAGAAGGCUUACAAGGCGGUGGUGCUGGAGAAGGCAUGUCUGCUGAUGACUUGUUUGCUUCCUUCUUCGGCGGCGGCAUGGGAGGCAUGGGCGGUAUGUUCGGCGGUGGCAUGCCCCGUGGUCCUCGCAAGGGUAAAGACUUGGUUCACACUAUCAAGGUCACCCUUGAAGAUCUCUACCGUGGUAAGACUUCGAAGCUUGCUUUACAAAAGAAGGUUAUCUGCGGCAAAUGCAGUGGCCGUGGUGGCAAGGAAGGUGCUGUCCGUUCUUGUUCCUCUUGUAGCGGUUCUGGUGUCAAGUUCAUCACCCGUGCUAUGGGUCCUAUGAUCCAGCGUAUGCAAAUGACCUGUCCUGACUGUAACGGUGAAGGAGAAACCAUCCGCAACGAAGACCGUUGCAAGGAGUGCAAUGGUGCCAAGGUUGUUUCUCAACGUAAGAUACUCACUGUUCACAUUGAUAAGGAAGAAGGUGAACAAGCUCCUGGUAUCAUUCCUGGUGACGUUAUAUUUGUUGUCGAUGUUAAGGAACAUCCUAGAUUCAAGCGCAGCGGUGAUCACCUCUUUUAUGAAGCCCACGUUGACUUGCUUUCUGCUUUGGCCGGUGGUCAAAUCGUUAUCGAACACUUGGACGAGCGUUAUUUGACCAUCCCCAUCAUCCCUGGUGAAUGCAUUCGCCCUAAUGAACUCAAGGUUAUUCCCGGCCAAGGUAUGCUCUCUCAACGCCACCACCAAGCUGGUAACCUUUACGUUCGUUUCACUGUUGAUUUCCCAGAACCCAAUUUUGCUCCUGCCGAAAAGCUUGCUUUACUCGAACAGGUCUUACCUCCUCGUCGUGUUGAAAAGGCCCCUAAGAACGCUGUUACUGAGGAGUGUGUUCUUGGUAACGUUGAUCCUACUGAAGCCGUUCGCAUUGAUAACAACGUUAAUCCUACUACUGCUAGCGCUAUGGACGAAGAGGAAGAAGAAGAUGACGGCGGUCACCCUGGUGUACAAUGCGCUCAACAGUAA
Molecule: messenger RNA, 1212 nt
Organism: Schizosaccharomyces cryophilus OY26
Lineage: Eukaryota; Fungi; Ascomycota; Schizosaccharomycetes; Schizosaccharomycetales; Schizosaccharomycetaceae
Product: DNAJ domain-containing protein Mas5
Exons: 2
Coding region: 1-1212 (403 amino acids)
Biological process (GO): response to heat; protein refolding
Cellular component (GO): cytosol; nucleus; cytoplasm
Molecular function (GO): ATP binding; Hsp70 protein binding
Source: RefSeq, a predicted model, not a curated record